Molecule: messenger RNA, 6334 nt
Organism: Paramuricea clavata
Lineage: Eukaryota; Metazoa; Cnidaria; Anthozoa; Malacalcyonacea; Plexauridae
Source: the annotation of a GenBank genome assembly
GGAAUUUAGUAGCGGGAAAAUAAUACCAGCUGAUAAGGUUAAAACAUGCGGAAUGCUCUUGACAAUGGAAAGAUUAUUUGAAUAAUUUGCGACUGUUCAUCGUUCGAUGCGAACAACGGUAGUUGGAAACGUCACGUAGCCACCUUAAUGAAACAGCAAUGCGUAAUGCGCAUGUGCAUUACAACAAAUCUAUUUAUAAAUGGCCGGUGCGUAGGGGCAGAAUUUGCAUUUUAUUUCAAUUUUAAUUUCAAAUUUCUUCCUCGAAAUUAUAACUUCUACGUGGCUAAGCUCCAAUGGUUCUGCGCCAUUUGCAAUAAAGGCUUUCUCCUUUGGUAUGAAAUACUGUUUACUUUAAAACAUCGUGAAUAUGUUUUGUUCGAAGUUUGCAUUGUUGGCACCUGUUGUGCUACUUUUGCUGAGUUUGAAAGCCGACGGUAAGAGAAAAGGACUCUAUCUAAAAGCUCUAGCUAGACGUUAUCUAACCUAUCUUCUUAUACAAUACAGUCUGUGAGCUGGGCCUAAUAUUUCACACUUUUAGACAAGUUUUAAUUUAAUUUAUGGCAGUUUAUUUUUAACUUUGCUUAGCAACUUAGCUUCAAAAUAAUAUUUACUUGAAGAGUUAGUGGAUAGAAACGAUAUUAUACACGAAUUUGUUGUUAUUCUUGCUUUUAUUAAACAAAAGCGUUUGAUUCGCUUCACUUGUGUUAGAAUACAAUUUUGGUGGACAUGUUUGUGUUUGAAUUGUUUGAACAUAAUAAAGUGUUUUAUAUUGUUGCCAUAUGUAUUUGAUGUUUUAUGUAAUAUAUCUUGGAAGUUGCUCUAUAUAUAGUUUUGAUAAUUGCCAAAAUUCGUAUUCUAAAUUGUUUUUGUUCAACCUUGUAACAGUUGUUCUGGAACGAUAAUUACGAGUGUUAACGAGAAAAAACAUGCGUAACCUUCAAUGACGCAUAAAAUUCAGCUGUUUACACGCCACAUUUUUAAAACUAUGAAGUAGACAUCAUAUAAUAGCGCUUUCCUCAUUAAUAUUUGUUGUAACCUGAAACUAGCCUCGGGAAAUUGCAAUGUGUUGGGACGAAAUAAUGGGAAGGCAAACGAAAGCUAUAGUUUCAACUUUCAUGUUAAUUUUUUUGGCAUGCACCUUCGGAAAUCGUGACUAGUAAACAUUGUUUGUGUCGACUGCGAGCGGUCCCUCGGGGUGGGGGGGGUGGGGGGUGAUGACAACACAUUAAGAAACAAAUUAUGCAUUGCCAACACAUUUGUACCAUCGGUCGAAAUCGAUAUGUUGCUCAAUCGGAUCUGAUACGUAAUAAUUGUGCUAUAAAUUCCAAACUUGAAUGAUGAUUUUAUAAAUAAACAUGACAUCACUUAAAUGAGCGGUUCCUGUUGGAUAUAUUUAAUUGGAUACAUCUGAUGUUUACGCAAAGGCAGAGCCAACUUGGCAAGUGUGAGAGGUGGGCAUAUUUUGUUUCGUGAAUCGUGAUGUGUUGUCAGCAGAUCCUCCUUUCCUCUUGCACAGCCGGGAAUCUGCUCGCAUUCCAUUGUUCCUUAGAGCAAUGUUUCCUUCGUUCCUCCUAAAUCUAUACUUACAUUUACUCAUGAGCCAGAAAACAGAUGUUAACAUAUGCAUAAUAACAAAUUUGUCUACUGUAGCGGAAAUAGUAAAACCAGCUACCAACAUUACGGUCACCACGAAUGCAGCAACAACUGUAGCGACAACUGCAGCGACAACUGGUGCCACUGGUAUCCAAGCCAAUGUAUCAACAACACAUCCAUCAACAGUGUCGACAUCUCCUAAAUAUGUUGCACCUCAUUUUGGUGGAACGUUGAAACGUCUUGUUUACGUGGUAAGUAUCAAUAUAUUUUAUACCAGUUGGAGAUCUUACGUUUUGCCAUGCAAGGAGAGAAACAUAUGCUAUUAUAACAUGCCAUCAAAUGCACCACACUAGCAUGCAAUAUUUUGUUUUCUUUAAUUCUAUAAUAUAUUUAUUUAUAAUUUUCAGACGUUAGUUGUGUCUGCGGUUAUCGGUUUCUACUUUUUGGUGAAAUUUUGUCGAGCAGGAAGACGCAAACCCAGAAAGUAAGUUGUAAUGUGUUCACCAUGAACCCUUUUAACCCUUACCUUACAUUAACCUGCCAAGUUGCAUUGCUCCCCUACUUGCGACAAACUUAUUGUUUCGAUACAAAAAUACACCCAGAAGAAGUAUGUGAAUUUAUCAAUUUAUUUUCAGUCUACACAUGCUCACCUGUACGUUUCAGUAUGGUACAGGCGAGGUGGAAAAUGGCCUUUAAAUUUUGUCUGAAUGUCCAAUGCAAAGGUAUUAAUUCUGUCAUUGACUGCGACAUUUGCAUUAUUAAGAUAUGGUGUUGUAAAGACACCAGGUGACAUGGAAAUGAGGCCAUUGGAAAGUGAUGAUGACGAUGACGAUGAAGAUGUCACAAUGUUCAACAGAAAAAACUGAAGUCCAAGACUACAAGAUGUAAAUAUAUGAUUCUGAAAAUGAUCUAGUUUACUACACUGUUGAAAUUUCAUGCUGAACGCAAUGACUAUUGCUAAAGCACAAUCAAAAGUUUAAAAUUAGAUGUUAGAAAAGUUUGGAGCUUUAUUUUCAUAAAUUUCUAAAACUCUUAUAACACAUUCAUCAGGCCCAUUUUAGAUGCACUGCAAUUAUAUUUGAGAACUUGUUCCCCAUCAGGAUCCUUGUUCCAUACCUUGUUUUGGGCCUGGGAUUUGUGAUUGUUCAAUGUAUUUGUGCUUUAGUUGUAUUUAAUGUACUGUUAAGUAGUUGUUUAAUUUAUUCUGCAUACAUACUUGACAUUAGCAAGCUUUUAAAAGCCACACUUUUGUCAACACGGACGUCAGAUUGCCGAGGGUGGAGUGGAUUAAAAACUGUGUUUGUAUCAGUUUGUAGUAAUCUUCAACACAUGUGACAAAACAAAUGCAAAUUAAAUGCUGUCAACUUUAGCCUGCGAACAGGCUCUCAAGCUGAAUUGAGAGCCUGCAUCGAUGACUAAUAAAUUUGAAUAUCUGCUCCGUAACGUUCGUUUUUCCAAAUAUGGAAUGUCUAUCCUUAUAUGGUGUUGUUUACAACUUUCGUGCAAACUAAGUUUAGACCAUGCAAACUAAAUUUAGACCGUACAGUUUAUACUGUUUUUCGAAAUAUAAGAUAUUGAAGCAAAAGUUUAAAUGUUUUAAAUUCUGUUUUCUCGAAACAGAACAUUUCGUGCUUUGAGAUAAGAUGGCCAAGACCAAUUUGAUCAGUUAAUGUGUUUUUUAUGCAUAGUGCUAGCAGUUGACAUAUAUAGAGCUCAGCGGAAUAAUAUAAAUUAUAGCAUCUGACCAAUGAGAAUUUCGCGUCACAGUUUGAGACGCAGAUAUUCAGCUUGAGAGCCUGUUCGCAGGCUAUGUCAACUUCAGUUAUACCAUUAUAGACCUUUCCGGUAAUUACGUCACAACUACACUGUUUUCAACAUACGGACGACCUUAAAUGGAAUAGAUUUCAAGUUUGUUUCUCACAGGCUGUGAUCAGAGAAGCAGAACAUCCUUUGUCAACACAUGCAUAAAAAAGAAUUUUGGAUUUUGACUAUUAAAUGUGGAAAUAAGCUUAUUUCCACAUUUUUUUGUCAAAAUCCAAAAUUCUUUUUAACGCGUGUGUUGAAGAAGGAUGUUGUGCUUCUCUGACCACAGCCCGUGAGAAACAAACUUAAAAUAUAUUCCAUUUAAGGUGGUCCUAAGUUGAAAACAGUGUUAGUCGUGUUCACUUGACAAAAGUGUCGCUUGCCUAUUGUCGAUUUCAGAUUACUUUUCAGAGCGCAGUUCCCAAGUUUCCCAAUUACGUUUCCAAAUUCGGAAGUUGGGCAGGAACUUUGCAACGAAGUUCGCAAGUUCAUUUCAAAGUUUGAACUUCGAUUGUCAACAAAUGUAAAAAUUUCAUUUAUAAAUUUAUUUAAAAAGGCAUUUUCGUCUUGGGAGACCACUGGACCAAUACUUUACUGCAGUACACGGGCAAAAAAACGCUCAGGUUGAUGCAAUAUUGACGAAAACAGGAUUGAACAAUGCUUUGCUGCCCACAUUGUUCACAGUUGUCAACAGUAUUGAACAAUGUUGUUACACCCGAUUCAGGCUCAACAAUAUUGUUCAAUAUUGUUGACAAGUGUUAACAAUGUGGGCAGCAAAACAUUGUUCGGCAGGCUUGGCGUUUUUUGCUGUGUAAUAUGUGCAUAGGGUGUCUUAUACAGUAAUUUCAACUCCAACUAUGAACAUUUGUUUACAAUCAAAGUUCGAACUUUGAAAUGAACUUGCGAACUUCGUUGCGAAGUUCACGCCCAGAAAGUUCACGCCCAACUUCCGAACUUGACAACGUAAUUGGCAAGUUUUUGGGAACAGCGUGUUGAAAAGUUACCUGAAAUCGACAAUAACUCACAAAUAAAUCUUGAGCAAGGUCUGUGCACAUCCUUGGUCCAGAGUGUUGUGAUGUUUCGUGUAAUAGAAAAUAAACCUACACAGAAAACUUGCAGUAAUUUUAUUUAGCAAAUAGGCAUAUAUACACAUGUUUAUAAGAUUUCAACUGUAAUAAUUCCACGCUACUGUUUUGAAUCCUGUGUCGACUCCCAGUCUAUAUCAAACUUGCUGUUUUUUAGAGUAAAAACACUGAGCUUACUUCCACCAAAGCGAUCAGGCUCGUCCCAGGCUGACGAGCAAUCAAACCUGUUAAAAUAGCUGAUCUGUUUUGCCUUUCUACGGAGGGCCUUCAUCCUUCUAUACCGUCUCACAAAUAGACACAACGCUAUACAAAUGAUUAUAAAAAGUAAUACCCCUCCCCCAGCAAUCAAGCCAACAUACAAUUUUGUCUGUUUUGUAUUGUCAGACUUGUCACUUUCUGUAGUUGUUCUCAAAGUUGGCUUUGCUUUUGAGCUUGUUGUUACUGGCGUAACCGUUGCGCAACCCAGAGUUGUAAUAAACGCAGAUCCUUGCGUCGUGCAUAUUACAGCUACUAAAUUUUCAUUAUACAUAUACGUUGCGUUGUGAGUCCUUUUUUCGUGACGCGCAAUGAUCCAAGUUGUUGUCGCAUUCAAUGCUAAUGUUGGUGCGCUACCCAAAUGACUUGUUUCCGCAACAAGUGUGUUAUUGCGCAACAAUGGUGUUGCGCUAAAGUGCUUCAGAGGCGUGAGUUUACUUGUCGCAACCAAACUCCCUGCAUGGCGUGUCCCCACUACUGUCGGAGUUAUGAAAAUCGUCGAGCAAUUCACCACCACGCUCUGAGGACAAGAAUUCCAAACUUCUGUCGCACUUCGCGAGGGUGUAAUGGGAUUUUGUACAGUUCUUGUGAGCGGUGGCGUGAUCAGAUCAGAAGCUAUGACAGUCUUGCGAUAAUAUGUCGAGAAUGCGGUAGUGGAAUUCUCUAAAAUAUUUCGCCUCUUCCUCACAAGGAUUUUACCAAACACUCCAUCUUUCCUGCGCGAUGAUUCGUCCCUUUCCUCCCGUCCGAUCGAGCCAUCCCGUUCACUACAAAUAAAAACAUUCGAAUAUUUUGUGCCUAAUUUAGUUCGCCAUCCCAGAGCUUCAGCAUUAAAACCAUUUGAUCUUCUCGAGGCCAUAAAAAUCGCAUUCCUAAUGAGGCCUGAGCUAUUUAUAAAAUAUACAGGAUGUUUUGUAGAAAUUUUUCUGAAUUUUAUUGAAGUACCAUUUAUAGGGUGUCUUUCUUCUUCAUUAGGGAAAAUACAAUGAAUUUCGGAUCCAGAAUAUUUGACGCGAGAAAUGUCGCAAUUUCGGCUUGUUAAGUGUACAUAAACAUAAUUUCUUGUGGUAUUCAAUAUUGUUAGUACACAUCGCUUUCCUCUAGCCUGUCCAAUCAUUGCUUUUAUCCAACAUUUUAAAUCGGAGGUCUUUUUCACAACGUUCGUUCCAAGCCAUGGAUCGUGUUUAGACACGGCGCGACAAAUAAAACUCUUGUUGCCGACAUGAAAAUUCAAACAAAGCCCAUUUGGAGGCCAUUUGGAAAGAACAAAUAUUAUUACCGUCCAAGAAGUCACGUUCAUAUUAACAACUUGAUACUACCCAUGGAAACUCGAAGUCGUUCACCUGAUCCCUGCUCGCAGACGCGUCCAAAUUGCGCGGUGCUCCAUAGAUUAUGGCUAAAACUAUUAAUUUCGAUACAAAACCUGCCAAAAUGGUUUAGAAUAUUUUACAAAUGAUAAUUCUUAUAUCGGAUCGAAUUACUUGACGGUGGCUUAAUUAAUAAAUCCAAAAUUCGGAAAUACGAUUAAUUGCAGUAUAGGUUUACCAACCAGGAAAUAGUUAUGCCAAUGUGAGCUUGUUUUUGGUGAAAGUAUUACG